UUAAGGAUUAUACCGGUUUCACUUCUUGACAUUGUCUUUUAUUUACCAACUAUUUUGGGAUCAUGGAAAUAUUUUUAAUUGACAUUAAUUAACACGCACGACUAAUUAAUUAUGUUACGUAUAUCAUUUUCAGUACUGGCUACUAACUCAAGCAUUAAAUAAACGAGAGUAUUUCUUUGAAGGAACCAAAUACUACUCUCUCUCUCUCUCUUUCUUUUUUUUCUUUUUCUUUUUUAAUUCAAUUUCAAAAUACUCAUUUUUUUUUCAAUUUCAAAAACCAAACAUUGUUCCAGCUUCUACUAAAUUUUAUAAUCUUGUAGUAGUUUUUGCUUGCAAGUUGAAAGAAAGUGUGAUUCGCGGAGCCAGAGGGCGCAAGGGGUUCAUUCAGACCUCCUUUAGAAAAUUACACUAUAUAUAUAGAUGGUCAAAAUUAUUAUUUAUGUGUAUAAAAUAGAUGUUAUAAAUUUCUUUGUUUCCUCGUGUAUUUACUUAAUUACUUUUUUUUAACUGCCAAAAACACAAGAUCCGAUUUUCACUCUUCUUCACUAUUGCCAUAGACUCGGUACACAAUACUCUCUCUCAGCUCCAAGCAAAAUGUUUCUGCUACCUGCAGAAACGGAUCUAAUAUCAUAUAGCGUUGAGUGUGGCUGCACUAACUACUUCUAAUCCGAAUUAAUAUUAUUAAUACACAUAACAAAAAAUUCUUAUAAUAAAUUAACGUAUAUAUACACAUAUAAUAAUUUUCUCAAAUACCCUUUGCCCAAAUCCUAGAUUAUAAUGAUUUACAACCUUUCUUCUAAUUAUGUCGUGUGUUUAUCUUCAUUUCCUGCGAGAGGACACUUCAUUUUUGUGUAAAUUUGCAGCAGAGAGGAUCAACCCAGUAUAAGAAAAAAGAAAAUAUUGUCUGGAAAACAACUUAUUGCAUUUUCCAUUUGGAUACAUGGCAUUUGUGAAACUUGGCUCCAAAUCCGAGGCCUUCCGUCGUGAAGGCCAAGCUUGGCAUUGCACAUCAGGCCUUCCUAGUGAUGUUACAAUUGAAAUGGGAGAAAUGUCCUUUUAUCUACACAAGGUACACCUCUUUUUUCUUAUCAAUCAUUCUUUAUUCAAAUGUAGUGUUCGUGCAUUAUCUUGUUUGCAUAUUAUCUUGCAGUUUCCACUGAUAUCAAGAAGUGGACUACUAGCAAAGCUAAUUAAAGAAUCAUGCAACGACGACACAUCAGUUUGCGUCCUGCAGCUCAGUGACAUACCGGGUGGUGCUAAAGCAUUUGAGCUAGUAGCCAAAUUCUGUUACGGUGUCAAAAUAGAACUAACUCCUUUAAAUAUAGUGAGUCUUCGGUGUGCAUCGGAGUAUCUGCAAAUGACAGAUGAAUAUGGUGAUGGAAAUCUGAUUGCACAAACAGAAGCCUUUCUUAACGAUGUUUUCGGCAAUUGGACAGAUACCAUAAAAGCUCUGGAAACAUGUGAAGAAGUUUUACCACAUGCUGAAGAGCUUCAUAUUGUGUCUAGAUGCAUAAACUCCUUAGCAAUGAAAGCUUGUACUGAUACAAAGUUAUUUAACUGGCCUGUGUCCGAAAACGGUCACGAGGCUACCACAGGCGCGGAUGUGUGGAAUGGUAUAUGCACCGGAUCGAAUACACAGCCCGUGACCGAUGAUUGGUGGUAUGAAGAUGUGUCGUUCCUUAGCUUACCUUUGUACAAACGGUUGAUUCAGGCGGUUGAAGCCGGAGGAAUGAGGCCGGAAAAUGUAGCGGGUGCCCUUGUGUUUUAUGCCAAGAAAUAUAUUCCCUUGAUGAAUAGACAAGCAAGUUUCAAGGAUGCUACUAGCCACAAUAAAUCAGGAUCAACAAUUUCCACUCCAUCGGAGGCAGACCAAAAGGCACUUUUAGAGGAGAUAAUGGAGUUACUACCAAAUCAGAAAGGAGUAACAGAAACCAGGUUUCUUCUUAGGCUGCUCCGUUCCGCUAUGAUGUUACAGGCGAGUCCAUCCUGCAGGGAAAACUUGGAGAGAAGAGUGGGAUUGCAGUUAGAUCAAUCUGCACUAGAUGACUUGCUAAUACCAAAUAUGGGAUAUUCAGUAGAGACUUUAUAUGACAUAGACUGUUUUCAGAGAAUUCUGGACCAUUUUAUAUCAAUAGACCAGGCUUCUUCUGCACCUUCUCCAUGUAUUAUGGAAGAAAACCAAUCGAUGGAAGGUUCACAUUCCUUGACUUCAUUAACAAGGGUGGCGAAUCUGGUGGAUUCAUAUCUUUCUGAGGUGGCGCCCGAUGUUAAUUUCAAGUUCCCGAAAUUUCAGUCUCUUGCUGCCACAAUCCCAGAUUUUGCAAGGCCACUUUCUGAUGGUAUCUAUCGUGCAAUCGAUAUAUAUUUGAAGGCACAUCCUUGGCUCACAGACUCAGAAAGAGAGCAAAUCUGCAGACUGAUGAAUUGCCAAAAGCUCUCGUUAGAAGCUUGCACACACGCUGCUCAAAACGAAAGGCUACCUCUUAGGGUCAUAGUUCAAGUCUUGUUCUUUGAACAACUUCGGCUACGUACAUCAAUAUCAGGAUGGUUCUUCGUCUCUGAUAAUCUUGACAACUCCCAAACUUCUCUCCGUGGAGGCAACCGUGAAACAAACACUGGAAAUGGCAGAGGAUCAAGUAUCAAUGACAUGAGGGAGCGUGUUGCAGAGCUAGAAAAAGAGUGCAACAACAUGAAACAGGAGUUUAAGAAGGUGGUAAAAACGAAGAAAAAGUGGAACGUGUUUUGUGGAAGAAAAUCUGAGUGUGACUUGAAUUCAGUAAAGCCCUUGAAGCUACAACCUCCACAUGUUAAUGAGCACAAAAAUCACAAGAAUGGAGACUCUAGUUGAAGCUGUACGUAGUUUACUUUGUUUUCUAUGUAUGCUAUGGUUUGCACUCGUUCUAGUGCUUUACAAUUUGUUAA
This is a messenger RNA of Lycium barbarum (goji berry), 2922 nucleotides long. RefSeq names its product BTB/POZ domain-containing protein At5g03250-like. Lineage: Eukaryota; Viridiplantae; Streptophyta; Magnoliopsida; Solanales; Solanaceae. Gene Ontology annotation, molecular function: protein binding. The record is from RefSeq and is a predicted model, not a curated record. The transcript has 4 exons. The coding region runs from base 941 to 2848 and encodes 635 amino acids.